CGACGAUGCACUUCCGGGGCGGUGGCCGGGGCGGUAAGAUGGCGGCGCCCAUGGAGGUGGCCGUGUGUACGGACUCGACGGCACAGCUGUGGACCUGCGUCGUGUGGGAACUGCAUUCGGGUGCCAACUUGCUCACCUACCGCGGCGGCCAAGCUGGGCCCCGCGGCCUCGCGCUGCUCAAUGGCGAGUACUUGCUGGUGGCGCAGCUGGGCAAGAACUACAUCAGUGUCUGGGAGCUGCAGCGGAAGGACCAGCUCCAGCAAAAGAUCAUGUGCCCUGGGCCUGUCACCUGUGUGACCACGGCACCCAAUGGCCUGUACGUCCUGGCGGGAAUUGGAGAAAACAUAUACCUGUGGGAGGUCUCCACUGGGAACCUCCUGGUCAUCCUGAGCCGCCACUACCAGGACGUCUCCUGCCUGAAAUUCACAGGCGAUAGCAGCCACUUCGUCUCAGGGAGCAAGGACUGCCUGGUGCUGGCCUGGAGCCUCUGGAGCGUGCUGCAGGUGGACCCCUCCAGGAUCCCGGCCCCCCGGCACGUGUGGUCCCAUCACACGCUCCCUGUCACUGACGUGCACUGCGGCUUCGGGGGUCCUCUGGCCCGGGUGGCCACGGCCUCACUGGACCAGACAGUGAAGCUGUGGGAGAUCUCCUCGGGCGAGCUGCUGCUCUCUGUCCUGUUUGAUGUGGGCAUCAUGGCCGUGACCAUGGACCUGGCCGAGCACCACAUGUUCUGUGGGGGCAGCGACGGCUCCGUCUUCCAGGUGGACCUCUGCACCCGGCCUCCACAGCCUGUACAGAGGGAGCGGAGCUUCCAGCCCGAGCAGGACCCUGGCAAGGUCUUCAGAGGCCACAGGAACCAGGUGACCUGCCUGUCGGUGUCCACGGACGGCAGCGUGCUGCUCUCCGGCUCCCAUGACGAGACUGUGCGCCUGUGGGACGUGCAGAGCAAGCAGUGCAUCCGGACGGUGACCCUUAAAGGCCCAGUGACCAACGCAGCCAUCAUGCUGGCGCCCAUCAGCAUGCUGAGCUCCGACUUCAGGCCCAGCCUGCCGCUGCCCCACUUCAACAAGCACCUGCUGGGGGCCGAGCAUGGGGACGAGCCGCGCUGCGGGGCCCUCACCCUGCGCCUGGGCCUCCACCAGCAGGGCUCGGAGCCCAGCUACCUGGGGCGGCUGGAGCACCUGCAGGCCGUGAUGAGCAGCACCCUUGAGAAGAGCAGCCAGGACCAGCUGCGGGUGCGUGUGAGCGAGCUGGAGGACGAGGUGCGCAACCUGCGCAAGAUCAACCGGGACCUCUUCGACUUCUCCACGCACAUCAUCACCAGGCCAGCCAAGUGAGGGGUGCAGCCGCCCCAGGCCGGACGCCCGCCAAGGGGCAGAAUGCGCCCUGGGAGGAGCCCCCGCCGCCCGCCCCAGGGAGCCCCGGCCAGCCUCUCCAGACUGUGGGCUGGCGGUCAGGGCGCCCCAGUUUUGUGUUUGUAGACUUUACCCCUUAUGUCUGGCCUCUUCUGGCCCAGUGGUAUGUGUUCGUCUGUCCACUUGGUGCUAUUCGGUUUUUAACAAAAGAUGGUCUGGAAAGGCCUCCCCUUGCCUCCCGGUGUUGGGGACCCCUGCAGGUUGGGGGGACCCCAUCCAAAGUCGCCCUAACAGGGCAGGUGUCAAGAGUGUGGGUCUGGCCUCCCCACUGGCCAGAGGGGCUUGGGUGUCCCGAUGAUUUUCCGAGGGCCCAGGCCGCAGAGGGAGCUGGCAGUGUGGUGAGGGGGCACCGUGGGAGUUAGCGUGGGGUCCUCUGGCCACCCUGGGGUGUGGCUGGCACCCUGCAGCAGAGGCUCCCCAGGGCCAGGUCCCCUCACUGAUACGUGGGGGCGUGGUGGGGUCACCCAGAGGGUACCGUGGGGCAGGAGUGACAGCCUGGGUCAGGGCUGCGGCUGCUAGGAGCGUCCCCCAGGCCAGGUCCCUGUGAAGGACAGACGUGCCCUCCAGCCACCUGGCGAGGAUACACCUCUUGGCACCACGGGCCUAAGGGAGGCUCGGUCCCCGAUGUUCUGGGGACACUGCCAGCCAGAGCUGGAGCACAGCCCAGACACCGUUGGAACCUUCCAGAGCACCUCUCCAGCCGCCAGCCCUGGUUAAUGGCCCAGGAGCGCCGUGUGAUUUAGCAGUGCUGUCAUCUCUGCACCACAAGCAGAGCCAGCCCUGAGUUUGCGCUUUUGGGCAAUGGCACCUCCAUCACCACCUCUUCCCCUCUCCAGGCUGUGUGUACCCUGCGGUCCCCAUGAUCCCUAGAGCCCAGUGCACAGUGGGGUCCUGGUGGGGGCCUUAGGCCCCUCCCAGAGUACUGCCUCAGUUUCCCCACCUGUGGGCUGAGCCUAGUCCUCAUCCUAAAGCUGUAGAACACAGGGGCUGUCAGGUGGGUUUGCGCAGCUGCCUGGGCACUGGCCCUGCUGCCUGGAACCUCCUUUGUGGGGAGGCAGCAGCAGUUCACAGGGGUCCACGUCCCUCCCUGCCCCCAGAGGUCCCCACAGCUAAAGGCACCAGCCAUCAGCCUGGGCCUGAAGCUCCCUCCCCGCCCCACCCCCUGCUGGUUGCAGUAGGACAGCCAGCCCAGCAGGACACCAGACCCCGGGAGCACUCCGGGACAGUUGGCAUUGACAUGCAGACGGCUUCCCAGGCCCACACCCACCCUGCCCUGCUGGUCACUGCGCUGAGGUCAGCAGGAGAGUUCCCGCAGCACAAGCCAGCCUGAGGCCCUUUGGAAUCCAGGCUCGGUCCAACAAGAAAGGACAGUUCUUCAAAGCCGGAGUGAGGUGGAAGGGUCACCCUAUGAACUGCACAGGGAGACCUUGGGUUUAUCCUGUGUGCAGUUAGAGGUGGAUGAGAACCAGGGGACAGUGAGUCCAUCCCUGAGCCCCCAGGGAGGCCCACCAGAUGAAGGCAGUUUCUGGGACCGCCACUGUCCCCAGGAUGCCAGUCCUCAUGCACCUUGGUGGCUAUUUUCUGAAAGGUGGAAAGUCACAGGCAUUGGUGAGGCUGUGGAGAAGCCAAAUCCUUAGUUAGUGCCGGGGAGAACAUGAAAUGGGGUGGCCAGUGUGGAAAGGGGUCCUGCAACUCCCCAAACUAAAAAACUGGGCGCAGUGGCUCACACCUGUCAUCCCAACACUCUGGGAGGCUGAGGCAGGAGGAUCACAAUUUAGAGCCUGCCUGGGCAGUUUAGCCAUUUAGCGAGAACUUGUCUUACAAUUCUUAAUUUUUUUAAAAAGGCUGGGCCCUGGGUUUAAAUGGGGGCAUCACAAAUAAAGGCAAAGUCUUCUGUGUAAGUUACUGUAAUAAAAACUUCACAGCCUUA
Messenger RNA from Heterocephalus glaber (naked mole-rat), 3345 nucleotides. RefSeq names its product WD repeat domain 18 (gene Wdr18). NCBI's taxonomy places the organism in Eukaryota, Metazoa, Chordata, Mammalia, Rodentia, Bathyergidae. The record is from RefSeq and is a predicted model, not a curated record. Gene Ontology annotation, molecular function: protein binding. Gene Ontology annotation, biological process: rRNA processing; DNA-templated DNA replication. Gene Ontology annotation, cellular component: rixosome complex; nuclear pre-replicative complex.